Molecule: messenger RNA, 996 nt
Organism: Nerophis lumbriciformis (worm pipefish)
Lineage: Eukaryota; Metazoa; Chordata; Actinopteri; Syngnathiformes; Syngnathidae
Source: RefSeq, a predicted model, not a curated record
AUGCAUUCUAGAACCCAUCUUCGUGUCUUGGCGGCGCUCGCCGCGCUGCUCACCGCCCUGUUGCUGCUCGGCGGCUGCAGCUCGAUACGUCGGGCAGCGAUCGGCCAGGCCGCUAAGGCGCUGACCAAGACCGGCGAUCUCUUUGCCAGCGACGACGAUCCUCAGCUGGUGCGCGAGGCGACACCGUUCGCACUCAAGACCCUCGAAGGCCUGAUUCUGGAGCGACCCAAGGACGCCGGGCUGUUGCUUGCCACCUGCCAGGCUUUCACCCAGUACACCCUGGCGUUCAUCGAGGUCGACGCGCGUGAGGUCGAGUUCAAGGACUUUCGCCGCGCUCGCGGCCUACGCCAGCGGGCUUUGCGGCUGCAUUUGCGGGCCAAAGGCUAUUGCACUCGUGCCCUGGAGCUGACUUUCCCCGGCGUUUUGGAGCGGCUUCGGACCGAACCCGAGCAGGCAUUGGCCGGGAUCGGCGAACAGCACGUCGGGCUGUUGUUCUGGACCGGCGCAGCGUGGGGCGCGGCGGUGGCGCGCGGGCUCGACCAGCCCGAGCUGCUGGGCGAGGUGCCGGCGGUGCGGGCCCUGGCCCGGCGAGCUCUGGAGCUCGAUCCUGACUUUCAGCGUGGUCUGCUGCAGGAGGCCAUGAUGGUGCUCGAGUCGAUCGAACUGAUGGGCGGCUCGAAGGAGCGCGCUCGGGCUCACUUCGACCGUGCCCUCGAGCUCAGCGGUGGUCGCCGGGUGAGUCCCUACGUCGCCUAUGCCGCGGCGGUGUCGGUGGAUGAGCAGGAUCGCGCGGAGUUCGCGCGGCUGCUCGAGCAGGCGCUGGCGAUCGAUGCCUACCAGCCCGGACCCGACCGUCUUGCCAACCUGGUCAACCAACGGCUGGCGCGGAUCUUGCUCUCUCAGAUUGACGAUCUCUUCCUAGAUGAUCUCGAAGACGACUGGGACGACCCGGAAGAGACCGCCGAAGCCUCGGGCACCAAGCCUGAGAACCCAUAG